GCCGGGCCGGGGGCGGGAGGGCUUCUGGGGUAGGAAGGGAGGUCCGCUCGGCCGGGCGAGCCGCCCCAGUGCUCUGUGGGAUAGUGGAAGUCUCGAGCGUCUCCUCCCGGUUCCCAGCCCUCUUCUGGCCCGCACUCAUAGAAACAGUCACACACCCCCUGCCUCCCCUCUUUUCCCUCUCCGCCUCCCCCUUUCCCCCCCCUCGCGAUAAGAAGACCCGGCGGCAGGAGAGGGGAUGAAGAUGGCGGACGCGAAGCAGAAGCGGAACGAGCAGCUGAAGCGCUGGAUCGGCUCCGAGACGGACCUCGAGCCUCCCGUGGUGAAGCGCCAGAAGACCAAGGUGAAGUUCGACGAUGGCGCCGUCUUUCUGGCCGCUUGCUCCAGCGGCGACACGGACGAAGUCCUCAAGCUGCUGCACCGCGGCGCGGACAUCAAUUACGCCAAUGUGGACGGACUCACUGCCCUGCACCAGGCUUGCAUUGAUGACAAUGUUGAUAUGGUGAAGUUUCUGGUUGAAAAUGGAGCAAAUAUUAAUCAACCUGAUAAUGAAGGCUGGAUACCACUACAUGCAGCUGCUUCCUGUGGAUAUCUCGACAUUGCAGAAUUUUUGAUUGGUCAGGGAGCACAUGUAGGAGCUGUCAACAGUGAAGGAGACACACCAUUAGAUAUUGCUGAGGAGGAGGCAAUGGAAGAGCUACUUCAAAAUGAAGUUAAUCGGCAAGGGGUUGAUAUAGAAGCAGCUCGAAAAGAAGAAGAACGGAUAAUGCUUAGAGAUGCAAGACAGUGGCUAAAUAGUGGUCACAUAAAUGAUGUCCGGCAUGCAAAAUCUGGAGGGACAGCACUUCACGUUGCAGCUGCUAAAGGCUAUACAGAAGUUUUAAAACUUUUAAUACAGGCAGGCUAUGAUGUUAAUAUUAAGGAUUAUGAUGGCUGGACACCUCUUCAUGCUGCUGCUCACUGGGGUAAAGAGGAAGCAUGUCGAAUUUUAGUGGACAAUCUAUGUGAUAUGGAGAUGGUCAACAAAGUGGGCCAGACAGCGUUUGAUGUAGCAGAUGAGGAUAUUUUAGGAUAUUUAGAAGAAUUGCAAAAGAAACAAAAUCUGCUGCAUAGUGAAAAACGGGAGAAGAAAUCUCCACUAAUUGAAUCAACAGCCAAUAUGGAUAAUAAUCAGUCACAGAAGACCUUUAAAAACAAAGAGACACUGAUUAUUGAGCCAGAGAAAAAUGCAUCCCGUAUUGAAUCUCUGGAACAAGAAAAAGUUGAUGAUGAAGAAGAAGGAAAGAAAGAUGAAUCUAGCUGCUCUAGUGAAGAAGAUGAAGAAGAUGACUCAGAAUCAGAAGCUGAAACAGAUAAGACAAAGCCCAUGGCUUCUGUAACUAAUGCCAAUACUUCUAGUACACAAGCAGCUCCUGUAGCUGUUACAACACCUGUGUCAUCUGGUCAGGCAACACCUACAUCACCUAUGAAAAAGUUUCCAACCUCAGCUACAAAAGUUUCUCCCAAAGAAGAAGAAAGAAAAGAUGAGUCUCCUGCAUCUUGGAGGCUAGGACUUAGAAAGACUGGCAGUUACGGUGCACUUGCAGAAAUCACAGCAUCUAAAGAGGCUCAGAAAGACAAAGACGCUGCAGGGGUGAUGCGUUCAGCUUCAAGUCCCAGGCUUUCCUCCUCUUUGGAUAAUAAAGAAAAGGAGAAAGAUAGUAAAGGAACUAGGCUUGCAUAUGUUGCACCUACAAUACCAAGACGACUAGCCAGUACAUCUGACAUUGAAGAGAAGGAAAACAGAGAUUCUUCAAGUUUGCGAACAAGUAGUUCUUACACAAGAAGAAAAUGGGAAGAUGAUCUCAAAAAGAACAGCACAAUUAAUGAAGGAUCAACUUAUCAUAAAAGUUGCUCCUUUGGUAGAAGACCAGAUGAUUUGAUUAGUUCUAGUGUUCCAAGCACCACAUCAACACCAACAGUUACCUCUGCAGCUGGGCUUCAGAAAAGCCUGCUUUCCGGCACAAGCACUACUACAAAGAUUACAACGGGUUCUUCCUCAGCAGGCACACAAAGCAGUACCUCAAAUCGUUUGUGGGCUGAGGAUAGUACUGAAAAAGAAAAGGACAGUGUUCCUACGGCAUUGACCAUCCCUGUUGCUCCAACUGUUGUAAAUGCUGCAGCCUCAACCACAACCCUGACUACAACUACUGCUGGCACUGUCUCCUCCACAUCAGAGGUCAGGGAGAGACGCAGAUCAUACCUCACUCCUGUUAGAGAUGAAGAGUCUGAAUCCCAAAGAAAAGCAAGAUCUAGACAAGCAAGACAGUCUAGAAGAUCAACACAGGGAGUAACAUUAACUGAUCUUCAGGAAGCUGAAAAAACAAUAGGAAGAAGUCGUUCUACCCGAACCAGAGAACAAGAAAAUGAAGAAAAAGAAAAAGAGGAAAAAGAAAAACAGGAUAAAGAGAAGCAAGAAGAAAAGAAGGAGUCAGAAACAUCAAGAGAAGAUGAAUAUAAACAAAAGUACUCUAGAACAUAUGAUGAGACUUACCAACGUUACAGACCCGUAUCGACUUCAAGUUCAACCACUCCAUCCUCUUCAGUUUCUACCAUGAGCAGUUCACUUUAUGCUUCAAGUCAACUAAACAGGCCAAAUAGUCUUGUAGGUAUAACUUCUGCUUACUCCAGAGGAUUAACAAAAGAAAAUGAAAGAGCUGCCAUUUUACCAAUUGGUAACUAUCAGAGCGAUGAAAAUGAGCAAGAACAACAAUCAGAUACAGAAGAAGGAUCCAAUAAGAAAGAAACUCAGACGGAUUCCAUAUCUAGAUAUGAAACCAGUUCCACAUCAGCUGGUGAUCGGUAUGAUUCCUUGCUGGGUCGCUCUGGAUCAUACAGUUACUUAGAAGAAAGAAAAUCUUACAGUAGCAGGCUAGAAAAGGACGACUCAACUGACUUUAAAAAGCUUUAUGAACAGAUUCUAGCUGAAAAUGAAAAGCUGAAAGCACAGCUACAUGAUACAAAUAUGGAACUGACCGAUCUUAAAUUACAAUUGGAAAAGGCCACCCAGAGACAAGAAAGGUUUGCUGAUAGGUCACUAUUAGAAAUGGAAAAAAGGGAACGAAGAGCUCUAGAAAGAAGAAUAUCUGAAAUGGAAGAAGAGCUCAAAAUGUUACCAGACCUAAAAGCAGACAACCAGAGGCUAAAGGAUGAAAAUGGGGCCUUGAUUAGAGUUAUAAGCAAACUUUCCAAAUAAAAAGCAGCAAAUAAUGGAAUUGCACAUAUUAGCAACCCAGUGGACCAUAACUGACAGUCACUGGAAGCCUGGGAAGAAUCCUUGGAGACUGUCAUUUUUGGAUAUCCUGCCAAAUGCCCUCUUAUCUAGGAAUUUUGUUUUGUUUAAUUUUCUGGUUUUGUUUUUUUUUUUCUUGUAUCAAGACCAUUGUUUCAUGUUAAUGCAGCUGCUGAGAAGACUUUUUUUUUAAUGACUGAGAAAACUUGUUUACAGCUCCAGCAUAUAAGGAAAGUGUUCAAGGCCAGAUAUGCCUCAGAUACUUAACCAGUAAGCCUUAGUUGUACAUAAAUACUUUUGUGUCAAAAAAACUUUCAGCUCUCACAGAAGACAGUUAUUCAACAUUUUUUGAUGUGCCACAGUUUCCAGUUUUUCGAUAUUUAAUUUUUUGCUUUACAUCUAAGUUUGGGUUUGUAUUUUUUUCCUUCUAACUCUUCAUGUGGCAGACUCUUCUAUGUUUUCACAGCUUUCUCAUUUACAGAAAAGAACACUUGUUCUUCUGAUAUCAUUGUUAUGUAUUAGGCUAAUGCUGUGUUGUCUUCCACCUGGAACUGAAUUGCUUGGUGGAACAUUUGCUUUCACUGUUUGUGCAAUAUGCAUUUAUUUCUUAUAUGAAUGCUUUAAAGUCAAUUGAGAUUAGGUUCUUUUAAGUCCUAUUUUCUGCCUUCAUUGGUCACUUUUUUGUUUUUGUUUUUUUUUUUAUUAUUGUAGUAUAAGAUGUUAGAUUUUGUAAUCUUCACGUUCAUUUUAGCAGGUACUGAGUGAUGCUGUAUAUAUAAAUAAAUGUAUUGUUUUGAUUUUUAGACCACCACAUGGUAUGCUUGACUAUUUCCUUAUUUCAAAUGUCUGUUAAUGCAAAGUAGGCUACUCCAUAAUAGUGUUAAAACAAAAUUUGCUAACAAUGUGAUAUAAAGACUUUAAAAGUAACACAUUAUAUGGAGCCCUAUCUUUACAAAAGUUUUCUACUGUAAAGUGCUUUUACUUUUAUUUCCAGUUUUCAUUUGAUAGUAUUCAGCCACAAUUAAAGUUGCAUAAGAUAAUUGCUUCACAUUUCACAUACCUAUAUUUAUCUGAGUGCUGUCUAAAACUGUUGUGCUAGCCAAAGUAAUGCUAUGAAAUCAUUUGCAGACUUAACCCGUGAGUUAAUGUAAAAUGCACUGUUAUUGCCAUGUGAAGAGGCAUUGACUUUGAUACCACCAUCAUGUUCAGACCAUUUUAUACAUUUCAGUGGCCUUUUUAAAAAAAGAAAAGGAAAAAAAAAAGCAAAAUCAAGUACAUAGUGAAGAUGGCUUUUAUUUGGACAAAUAGCUUUUAUAUUUUCAUCAAACCAUGCAAAAAAAUACUACAUAUUUCUGGCACAUAACUGUCUCCUUAACCACUGAACAGUUCAGCCAUUUGAAUAAAUUGUACAUCAUAAAGCUUAUAGUAGCUAAUUGUAUUAUUGAUUGUAUUGUAUACUAUAUUAAAUGUGAAUUUGUACCCCUUCAUUUUAAAAGGUCAUUGUGUUCUACUGCCUAUUUUAGAUUACUUUGGGGCUGGGAAAGGGUGUUUUGGUAAGCAGGAUUUUAAGUCCUCUCUCUCUUGAUUGGUUUUAUGAAGAUAUAAGGUUAUGCUCUUACUACCAAGCUCAGGAUUCUUGAUUUUUAAAGGUACAAGGAUAGUUAUGGGAAUUUUAUUUUUGGUUAUAUUUGAACUGUAUGAAUGGUGGGUCUGAAUAUAGAGAAUUUCCAUGGUCUUAUGUGGACGUAAAAUAUACAGAUAAUUGAUCAGUUUGAGUGACCGCAACACGUUCUGGUUGCACAACAGUUAGGCAUGCUAAGGAUUAUAUUUGUGAAGUUUGGAUGCCUGUGAAGAAUGAUUAAAUACAUGUUUCUAAUAUUUUAGUGUUUUGUAUUUAGGUUAUUUAUUCUUUGUAUCUAAAACUGAACAGCUACUGUGCUAUUAUAUUGGUUUUAUUGGUAGUAUUGAGCAGACCUUGUUUCUGCAUGAAACUAGUUGCAAAACCCACUAUUUUGGAAAUAAAAAUGUAUUUUGACAUAUACAAAUAAAAUGAAUAAAACUAUUUUAAAUGUGUGACCUUUUACUGAAGACAUUUAAAUUUUGUUCUGAGAUAUUUAAAUUCUGCAUGGGUAUUUUUUCACUAAUUGCUUUACUUGGAUUCCAAUUUGAAUAAUUUCUGAAAUUGUAAUAUUGUGAUAAUUUGCACAACAUUGUACAUGCACAUCUGUAAAUGCAAUCUUAAUUGCCAUAUUUAUGCAAUCUGUGUACCAAUUUGGACAAAUGUUUAUAUAUUUUACAUAAAGCUGUCUGUAUGCAGAAUCUGAGAACUAGUUUUUUUAUGAUAAUAAGUGGGUAAAAAAUAAUAACAGUGAGUCUCAAGAUAGUAGCUUUGUAGCACAAGAUUUCAUUUACAUAAACAUUUUGUGGUUUCUAAA
Leptonychotes weddellii (Weddell seal) is the source of this 5703-nucleotide messenger RNA. Lineage: Eukaryota; Metazoa; Chordata; Mammalia; Carnivora; Phocidae. The record is from RefSeq and is a predicted model, not a curated record.